Molecule: messenger RNA, 894 nt
Organism: Penicillium brasilianum
Lineage: Eukaryota; Fungi; Ascomycota; Eurotiomycetes; Eurotiales; Aspergillaceae
Source: the annotation of a GenBank genome assembly
AUGUCAUCUCCAAUGGGCGAGCUCGGUGCGUUCAAGGCUCCCGCGGUAGCACAGAGUCAAUCGAAGCCCGGUCUAGAGAGUAGACUAGCAAUCCCGAGCGAGUCGAGCAAAUUGGAAGGUCCAGGAGGCUUUGUGGAGUAUGUGGGCUCAGGGAAACUCAAAGGCAAGAAGGUCCUCAUCACUGGAGGGGACUCUGGAAUCGGUCGCUCUGUUGCCAUUCUAAUGGCAAGAGAAGGAGCUGAUAUCAGCAUUGUCUUUCUCCUGCCAGAGCAAGUGGAUGCGGAGACCACCAAAAACUUGGUGGAGAAGGAGGGUGUUCGGUGCCUUCUUAUCUGCGGAGAUUUAAGAGACCUGGAAGUUUGCCGUGAGACCGUGGAGAAGCAUGUAGCAGAAUUCGGCAAAGUCAACAUACUCGUCAAUAAUGCGUCGAAACAAUACAUGCGCAAGGACUUUUCCGAAAUUGAUCUUGAAGAAACACAGGAUAUAUUUAAGACCAACAUCAUCCAGAUGAUUGCAAUGGCGAAGUUCGCUCUCCCUCACAUGUGUCGGGGCGACUCUAUCAUCAACACUUCGUCUGUCGUGACUUUCCGAGGAUCAGGUACAAUGAUCGACUAUGCUGCAACGAAAGGCGCCAUCAUCGGCUUCACUAGAUCGCUAGGGGCGCAUUUAAUCCCGAAAGGCAUUCGAGUCAAUGCCGUGGCACCGGGUGCCAUAUACACGCCUAUCCAAGUUGACACCCGGAAGGCGAAAGAAAUGGAGAAUUGGGGCUCACAGACACCUCUAGGUCGACCCGGUGAGCCGAGUGAGGUUGCAACCAGCUUCAUAUUCUUGGCGAGUGCGGAUGCUGCCCUCUAUUACGGGCAGGUUCUGCAUUGUUAUCCAAUCGGAGACUAG